AUGGUUGAAGCUGAACUACCACCACAAUAUACCACUGCAUCUAAUGAUUUAAGAUCAGACACAUUCACUACUCCAACAAAGGAAAUGAUUGCUGCCGCCAUGAACGCUUCCAUUGGUGAUGCAGUUUACGGUGAAGAUGUUGACACUGUCAAACUAGAACAACAUGUUGCCAAAUUAGCAGGUAAGGAAGCCGGUAUAUUUUGUGUUUCUGGUACUUUAUCUAACCAAAUCGCAUUAAGAACUCAUCUUUAUCAACCACCAUAUUCCAUCCUUUGUGAUUACAGAGCUCACGUUUACACCCAUGAAGCAGCCGGUCUUGCCAUCUUAUCUCAAGCUAUGGUCGUCCCUGUCAUCCCAUCAAACGGUGAUUAUAUGACUUUAGAAGAUAUUAAAUCACAUUAUAUCCCUGAUGAUGGUGAUAUCCAUGGUGCACCAACUAAAGUUAUCUCUUUAGAAAACACUUUACAUGGGAUAGUCUACCCAUUGGAAGAAUUAGUCCGUAUUAAAGCUUGGUCUAUGGAAAAUGGUCUUAAAUUACAUUGUGAUGGUGCAAGAAUUUGGAACGCUGCCGCAGAAACUGGUGUCCCAUUAAAACAAUUCGGUGAAAUCUUUGAUUCCAUCUCCAUCUGUUUAUCUAAAUCUAUGGGUGCUCCAAUGGGGUCCAUCCUUGUUGGUAAUACUAAAUUCAUUAAGAAAUGUAAUCAUUUCAGAAAACAACAAGGUGGUGGUGUUAGGCAAUCUGGUAUGAUGGCUAGAAUGGCUCUUUGUAAUGUUGAUGACGAUUGGAAAUCUAAAUUAUUAUAUUCUCAUAAAUUAGCACAUAGUUUGGCUGAUUUCUGUGAAAAAAAUGGUAUCCCAUUAGAAUCUCCAGCUGACACGAAUUUCGUCUUCAUCGAUUUAAGAAAGGCAAGAAUGGAUCCAGACGUAUUGGUUAAGAAAGGUUUAAAAUAUAACGUUAAACUAAUGGGUGGUAGAGUCUCUUUCCAUUAUCAAGUUACAGAACAAACUUUAGAAAAAGUUAAACUAGCUAUCUUGGAAACUUUCGAAUACGCUAAACAACACCCAUUCGAUCAAAAUGGACCAACUCAAAUUUACCGUAGUGAAUCUACUGAAAUUGAUAUCGAAGGUAAUGCGAUCAAAGAGAUUAAGACUUACAAAUAUUAA
Molecule: messenger RNA, 1164 nt
Organism: Naumovozyma dairenensis CBS 421
Lineage: Eukaryota; Fungi; Ascomycota; Saccharomycetes; Saccharomycetales; Saccharomycetaceae
Gene: GLY1
Product: threonine aldolase GLY1
Exons: 1
Coding region: 1-1164 (387 amino acids)
Biological process (GO): glycine biosynthetic process; L-threonine catabolic process
Cellular component (GO): cytosol
Molecular function (GO): L-allo-threonine aldolase activity
Source: RefSeq, a predicted model, not a curated record